GUUAAAACUUAAAGACACAUAGUCGUAAAGACAAAGACAACAAUAACAUUAAUUUUGCUCUUAUAAUUUAUUGCUAUUUUAUUGUAUUGAAAUGCGACAAAGUAAAGUGUUUAGAAAUUUAACUGGUGCAUAAAGAUUUUCUAUUGAUAAUGUCAUGAAAAAUUUGGCCAUACAACCAUGUUUAGCAAACUGUCUGCUUCUGCAAACGGAUCGCGUACAUUUGAGCAUUGUUUUGAAGAUUAUUACAUCGGAAAUGACCAAACAAUAUAAGCACGUUUUUUUUGCCGCUGAUUUAAAUAUGGACACACCAUGUUAUGAUAAUUAAACUUAAUUAAAAAAGAAAAAAUGAAAUAUCUGAGAGCGCUCUGCAGAAAUAUUCCUCGUUCAAUUGUAAAUUUAGGCCUUCGACAAAAAUUACCAAGUAGUCCUUUUAAUUAUGAACUUGCAGUCAAGCAGCAUGAAGAUUAUAUAACUGCGUUACGUAAUGCUGGAAUAAGCGAUAUUAAAAUUCUUGAAAGUGAUGAAAGUUUACCUGAUUGUGUAUUUGUUGAAGAUACUGCUAUUGUUAUUGGUCAAACAGCAUUGAUUACAAAUCCUGGUGCAAGUUCAAGAAAACUUGAAACAAUUAGCGUAUUAAAACAUUUCAAAAACAGUGAUUGUAUUAAAAAUAUUCAUAUAAUGACAGGACCUGCUUGUUGCGAUGGUGGAGAUGUUUUGUUUACAGGUAAAGAAAUAUUCGUUGGUAUUUCAAGAAGAUCAAAUUUGGAAGGAGUGGUUACAAUAAAAAAUGUUUUUAAUAAUUUUCCAGUUCACGCAUUAGAUAUUGGCUCAAAACAUCUUCAUUUGAAAAGUUUUUUAAGCAUGUUAAAUGAAAAUACUAUUGCGUUAGGAAAAAGUGAAACUGCUCAGUUUGUUAAAAAGCAACUUUUAAACAAAGCUUGUGAAAAAUAUGAAUUUUUCGAGGUUUCUGAUGAUUAUGCAGCAAAUGUAAUUUAUGCAAAUGGAGUAUUAAUACACCGUUCGGUUAAUGAGUUUCCCGAAAGCUUUAAGCUCUUUAAUAAUUUGCCAGUUAAAACUAAGAUAUCUCUGAACUGUUCCGAGAUAAGUAAAGUUGAUGGUGCUCUUACAUGUUGCUCUAUUUUGUACUAAACUCAAAAUGUACUAGGUACUAAGUUGCUUUGUACUAGAUUAAACUCAAAUUGGAUUGUAUUAUAUGAGAACUUGAUUUGUAAAUAUAAUGAACAUUUUUUAACUUUUUGUGCGUUGAAUAGUUUUUAUGGAAUUA
Messenger RNA from Hydra vulgaris (swiftwater hydra), 1285 nucleotides. NCBI's taxonomy places the organism in Eukaryota, Metazoa, Cnidaria, Hydrozoa, Anthoathecata, Hydridae. The record is from RefSeq and is a predicted model, not a curated record.